UCUAGCUCUAUCGACCUCCUAACACACUAUCGAGUUUACGUAGCGCUCACUUCGAAAAUGCUUUAGCAGUGAUUUACUAAUCUUAUAUUUGAUUUUUGAUGGGUAUUACAGCAUAAUCUCUCGGUGUUAAAAGGAACUUGAGCGGCGCUGAGCAUUAUCGCCGUGAGAUGAAUCUCUACUCCAUGUCCUAAAUGCAACCAGAAUGGCUCAUUAAGAAAAUUAUCAAACAAAUGUAGCAACCAGUUUGCUAGCCUUUAGAAAGAUGAAUUUCUCAAAUUUAACUAAUAAUUUAGUUGAAAACUCCUCGGUUCUGGACGAGUAUGGAUGUCCCAUUAACAAUGGGUACUACAAGGACUUCACUCAGAUUCCUGCGGUUUUGGCCACCAUCAUUGGUAUAUACAUCAUUGUCAUCGUUCUGGCUAUCUGUGGGAACAUGUUGGUGAUAUGGACGGUUUGGAAAAAUAAUCAUAUGCACACCGUGACCAACUAUUACAUAGUGAAUCUCGCGGUAUCAGACUUCCUGGUGUCCGCUAUUGUGACACCGCUUAAACUGUUGGAGUUUACAGCGCCGUGUCGCUGGAACAUUUUCCGGAGUGAUGGACUCUGCUCUUUCAUGUCGUAUUUUCAACCCUUGUUUGUCUUCGUUAGUGUUCUUACACUUGUUGCCAUCUCCAUUGAAAGAUACUAUGCCAUCGUCCACCCUUUAUCUGCCAUGAAAGUGAAUAGCAAAUCAAGAACCAAGAAAAUCAUCGCAGCUACUUGGAUCAUUCCCGCCAUUUUGGCGACACCCUAUUGUUUCAGCAGGGCGGAACCUUUCACCAUCUCCAGCGAGCUUGGCACGUUGACCGGGGAGCUUUGCUCGGACCGCUUUGACGAGUUGGACGGUCACACGGGGGAUUUCAGGAGGAUCUUUUUCGUCAUUCUGUUUGUUGUGAUGUAUUUCAUUCCUUUGGCCAUCAUCGUUGUGACGUGUACAAAAAUUGCCAUUUGCUUGACCAGGCCUUUUGUUGUUGGAAAUUCCGCCACAUACAAGCAGGAUCCCACCUCUAAAAGACGUCACGAAGUCAAUAAGAGAAAGGUGGCUCGCAUGGUGAUUGUAGUAGCCGUGGCAUUUAUUGUUGCCUGGUCUCCCUUGUACAUUGUCAGUGUAGUUUCUGUCCUUCAGCCAGAGAACUUUCUCCAGAAAUCUAAUUUUAUCUUCUCCAUGCUAUGUGCCCAUCUCUUUGGAUUUAUCAACAGUUGCGUUAACCCUUUUAUUUACACCGUCAUGAGUGAAAAAUUCCGCCAGAGUUUUAAGCGGACAUUUCAGCGUAUCUUCUGCAACUUUAUGUAUUGUCGCCAGACGAUUUUCAAGUAUAGAAGUGGAAGCAUCAUACAACGGCGUUCAACCAACGUGACCUCCGCUACCAGAAGCUUCAAUGACGAAGACGAGCCGCUUCACAACAGUAGCUCCGAUAACAGCCGAGGGACUACGAGCACCAGAAUCAAAGACGGCAGCAAUAGUGAAUUUGAGGAAACAGAGAAAGUAAAUAAAUUUAACGGAACCCCGAAAAAAGAGUCGAGGGUAAAAUUCUCUAGAAACACAGACUGCAUAUGUAUUUCAAAUGGAUGCAUGGAAGAUUCGAAGGCGGAGGCUGUUCUCCUCUCGCACUCGGGAGUCUAUGAAAUUCACAAUGAUGCCAGUGAAGUCCAAGACGUCUUAUCAUCUAACACAUCUCCAUUACAACGUCUCACUUUGUUCAAUUAAUGAUGAAAACAAUUUGUUGAAGUGGUAUAUUUUGUGUUUACGUUAAUGUUACGUUAAGAGAAAAUUGUCUGAACCAUGUAAAGACUGACGAGAAAGCGACUGAGUAAAUGUGAAUAUCGUUGCUUUUGUCUAACAAUCUACCUGUUUAAGAUUUCAUAAGUAUAAUCAUAAAAAAAUGAAUUAAGAAAUGUAAAAUAAACAUUUGUUUGAUAAAGAUUGAGUGAUUUUGCGCAAGUGCAUCAUGUUUAUGAUUUUCAUAUUAUUAUUUCUGACCGUUAAUAAACAUUUGUGAUAUAAUGAAAUGUUUUAAGCACUCUUUCAUCCCAACAAUGGCUUGGUUAACAUCGUCUCCCAAUAUCCAUGUCAUACAGUUUCUGUUUACUAUGACGG
Magallana angulata is the source of this 2137-nucleotide messenger RNA. Its product is annotated as QRFP-like peptide receptor. Lineage: Eukaryota; Metazoa; Mollusca; Bivalvia; Ostreida; Ostreidae. Gene Ontology annotation, molecular function: neuropeptide Y receptor activity. The transcript has 3 exons. Gene Ontology annotation, biological process: G protein-coupled receptor signaling pathway. Gene Ontology annotation, cellular component: membrane. The record is from RefSeq and is a predicted model, not a curated record. Bases 263 to 1747 code for a protein of 494 amino acids.